GAGCGCUGAGAGGAGAGCCCCGAGGAGCCCAUGGAUUUCCAAGCCGGUAUCCUGCAGGAUGGCAGCCCCAUGGAGAGCCUGGAGAAGCAGCUCAUCUGCCCCAUCUGCCUGGAGAUGUUCAGCAAGCCCGUGGUGAUCCGGCCCUGCCAGCACAACCUGUGCCGCAAGUGCGCCAACGACGUGUUCCAGGCCGCCAACCCGUACUGGCAGAGCCGGAGCAGUUUGAUUUCGGGGGGCCGGUUCCGGUGCCCCCCCCCCCCGACGUGCCGCACCUUGUCCGAGGGGCAGCGCGUGUUUUCCCUGUUUACCCCGCAGCUCCGGUUUGGGCAUGAGCCCGGCACGGGCGGGCAGCGCCUCCUGGACAGCCUGUGCCCGUCCCAUCUUGUUUACCGGGCCUCGGCCAUGUCCCAGCGCCCGUGUGACAGGUGCUGCGCUGUCCCCGACACCCGACACCGCGGCGGGACCGCGAUCCGCGAUGGCAGCCCCAUGGAGAGCCUGGAGAAGCAGCUCAUCUGCCCCAUCUGCCUGGAGAUGUUCAGCAAGCCCGUGGUGAUCCUGCCCUGCCAGCACAACCUGUGCCGCAAGUGCGCCAACGACGUGUUCCAGGCCGCCAACCCGUACUGGCAGAGCCGGAGCAGUUUGAUUUCGGGGGGCCGGUUCCGUCACCGUGGCUGUGCUGCCCUCUCCAGCAGGCCCCUGAAGAAGGGGGAGCACCCCAUGUGCAGGGAGCACGAGGACGAGCGGAUCAACAUCUACUGCGUCACCUGCGAGGUGCCCACCUGCUCCAUGUGCAAAGUGUUCGGUGCCCACAAGGACUGCGAGGUGGCCCCGCUGCAAACCGUCUUCCAGGGACAGAAGACCGAGCUGAACAACUGCAUCUCCAUGCUCGUGGCGGGGAAUGAUCGCAUCCAGACCAUCAUCUCCCAGCUGGAGGACUCCUGCCAGAGCACCGAGGAGAACAGCGAGGCGGCCAAGCGGGAGCUCUGCGCUCGCUUUGACGCCCUGGCAGCGCUGCUGGAGGAGAAGAAGGCGGAGCUGCUGCAGCGCAUCUCGCAGGAGCAGGCGGACAAGACCUCCUUCAUCCAGAGCCUCAUCUGCCAGUACAAGGAGCAGCUGGAGAGGUCGAGCCGGCUGGUGGAGACAGCGAUCCAGGCAGCCGAGGAGACCGGGGGGGCUGCUUUCCUCAUGAAUGCCAAGCAGCUCAUAAAAACGAUCGUGGAGGCCUCCAAGGGUGGCCGCCUGGACAAGAUCGAGCAGGGCUAUGAGAGCAUGGACGCCUUCUCCGUGAGCCUGGACCACCUCACCGAGGCCGUCCACGCCUUGGACUUCGGCCCCGAUGAAGAUGAGGAAUACUUUGAUGGGGAGGAGGAAGAGGUGGAAGAGAACGCAGCGCCCGAGAGGACAGUGAUGGCAGCUUCCCUGUAGCCACAGCAACGCUGCCGGCGGCAGAGAAACGCCCCCGGGCACAGGAUGUCCGGUGAUGGAUUUGGGAUGGGAGGGACACACGGCGGGACCGGCAGCCUGGCGAGCCGGCGCCUGCUCCAGCACAGGACACUUUUCUAUACGGGUGCAAAUAGGACAAACUCCGCACGUUUUAUAAUUCCCUUGUUUUGUAUAUAAUUGUCACGGAUUUGAAAUUUGUGUAUUUUAUAAAGAAAUCUGGUGCUU
Molecule: messenger RNA, 1668 nt
Organism: Ficedula albicollis (Collared flycatcher)
Lineage: Eukaryota; Metazoa; Chordata; Aves; Passeriformes; Muscicapidae
Gene: TRIM63
Product: tripartite motif containing 63
Exons: 12
Coding region: 31-1425 (464 amino acids)
Molecular function (GO): zinc ion binding
Source: RefSeq, a predicted model, not a curated record